Molecule: messenger RNA, 425 nt
Organism: Dentiscutata erythropus
Lineage: Eukaryota; Fungi; Glomeromycota; Glomeromycetes; Diversisporales; Gigasporaceae
Source: the annotation of a GenBank genome assembly
UUGCACAAAAAUUGCCAGCAGAAUUAGAAACACAGCAACAAGCAUUUUUAAAUUUUAUUCAAUAUCGUCGUAUUCAAUAUGAUUAUCCAUUACCAUUAAUAGGCAAUAUGGACGAAACUCCUCUUGCUUUUGAUAUGCCGAGUAAUGUAACGAUUGAUACUAAAGGAAACAAAACUAUUAGCAUUAGAACUUGUGGUUAUGAAAAAUCCUGCUUUACUGUUGUACUUGCAUGUAUGGCAGAUGGUAGAAAGUUACCACCAAUGAUUAUUUUUAAAUUAAAAAAUGUUCCGCGUCUUGAGUUUCCACAAGGUGUAAUCAUUAGAGCUAAUGAGAAAGGAUGGAUGAAUGAAAUGGAAAUGAAUUUUUGGGUAGAGAAAAUUUGGCAAAAUCGUACACCAAGUUCUGAGAAUCCACAAUCGCUAUUA